Molecule: messenger RNA, 2841 nt
Organism: Mytilinidion resinicola
Lineage: Eukaryota; Fungi; Ascomycota; Dothideomycetes; Mytilinidiales; Mytilinidiaceae
Exons: 2
Coding region: 1-2841 (946 amino acids)
Source: RefSeq, a predicted model, not a curated record
AUGAAGCUACUCGCCUCGCCACCACCCACGCGAAUCUCACCCGCCGCCAUCCACGGCCCCCGCGACCUCGCGAUACCCGCUGGCCGCCCGAUGCCGUGGCCGUUUGGGCGCCGUCGCGCCACCAAAUUAAAAGUGGACGGGCCCGCCCCCGUCGCCGAAGGGAAGAAGCCUGCCGCUGCUUAUGCUGGCCAGCGAUCAGGCGUCAUGCCCGACACGUCCCAGGCCCUGGGUCGCCGGAUUAGCACACGCCAAAGCAACAGGCGCAAAAGGAGGCCCUCCUCCCGCUCCGACGCGUCCCUGCGCGACGUCAACCUCGAGAAGCAUUCCUCCGACCUCGAGCCUACACACACCGCCAGCGAGAGGCAGCACCUCUCCCCCCCGGCCAGCCAGGAAGACAUCACGGCCCUCCCCAUCACCAAGGAACUCGGCACCAGUCCCCACCUGCGGCCCGUCACCCAGGAGUACGAAACACCCUACAACUUCCAGCUCCAGGGACAAUCGCACUCCAGCAUCCCGUCAGCACGCGAGCGCGGCAAGCUGCAGCGCCCACAGACGCUGCGGGGCAAACGGAGCGCCAACGACCCGGCCCUCCCUCGACGCAAAUCCACGAAGAAGCGGAAGAAUGACCACGUGCGGGAGGAGGAGAUACGCGCAAUGAGCAUGCCGCUGCCCCAGAAGCGACCCGCCGGCAACGCUGGAGGAGGCAUGUUGCGCCGCGACAGCAAGAAGAUGCGCAGUGGCCUGAACAGGCACCUCGAACGGCCCACGUCCAACAUCUCCCUACCUGUUGAGGAGUCAAUCCACUCCUCAAUGUCGGGAGGAUCCGAGUCCCGCGCCUUCAGGGUCAGCGCCCUCGACAUGUUCACGCCCAGGCCCAAGAUCCGCCUCUCCGGCUUGCAGUACUCUCCAGGUGGCGCGAAUACGUCACCGCAAAACCCAUCACGGAACGAGUCGAGAAAGGAGAAGAGAGCGACGACUAGCAAGGAUGGAAAAGAAAGCAAGGAGGCUUUGAACAAGAGCAGGACGAUUGAUGAUCUAGCUGAUUCGUUAGAUGCAGGCGCUCUACGAGAGAUUAUGGACAGAGAUAAGAGACGGAGAGAGAAGAAGAGGAAGGCUGAUGAAGAACGUAUCAAGCGCAAACUGGAGCGCAGAGCAGAGAAGCAACGGGCCAAGGAGCAGGCACAGGCACCAGGUGGCACGCCGGCCAUUGUACCUCAGCAAGCGACUGGAUCCGUUGGCCUAGGCAUUCAAAAAGAACCGUCUACUCCGAUGCACGAGCAGCCCGCCACCCCGAAACCAGACCCCAUGGAAACCGAGUCGUCUAGCACCUAUCUGAACUACCCCGCUAGCGGUCAGAUUUCAAGUAAUCCGUUCGAAAAUCGCGAGUUAGAGAUCCAUCGUCCAAUCGACGAGGUGCCCACUCCCUUGGAGAGUCCCUUCGAAGAGCCAAUCGUCGCGGACGCGCAGGAAGUUCGCUAUUCACGGGCAAGCAUGUCGCCUCCUACUUCGCCAGUCCACCACGCUCGCGGUAUAUCAAACGUGUCUUACAUGCCGGAUCUUUUAUCAGAAAUGGUUACUCAGCAGCCGGUACAAUCGGUCGAGCCGGUUCCUACCCCACAAGAAGCAACGAGCUCGAGACAAAGCUUACCCAUUGCUCCAACGGAAGUCACACCGCAGCGAACGUCAGCUAGACGGAGUUCAGAAGCUAGCGGUAAGCGCGCAGGAGUCUGGGCGUCGAUAUUUCGUCGUGGGGGAAAGAGAUCGUCUAUUGACCAAGGACGGACAACACCGUCAGAACAUUCAUUUUCAAACACGUCGCGAGAAUCAAUGUCGCGUCAACCACCACCCGCACAUCUGGUGGGACCGCCGCAGGUUCGGCGGACUUCGGGCACUCCAGUUCGUACCAUGUCUAAGUUCAAGGAGGACCUUCCAGAUUUCCCAUUGUCGCCUCCCGACUCAAGGGUCCAAUCACCGGAGGUUUAUGCAUCGAGCUCGAAGCCUAUUGCAGCUCGUCGGGGGAAUAAGCAGCCGUCAAGUAUUCACAUCGAAGGCGGAAGUCGGCCAGGCUCUAAGCGUGGGGCAGACGCUCUUAUUACCCCAACGGACGACGUAAACCGGAACGAUUCGCCUGUCAGCCCUGGUGGUCGCGCUUCGCGGAUAAUGUCACAGUCUCUGGCGUCUGUGGACUCAGAGGGAUCGUGGCUUUCAGGGAAGCCCGUUAAGAGACGGUCAAAUCAAGUUCAUGUUCGAAGCAGCGUUGGUUCGGCUGUCACACCAAAGCAGCAUGAGGACUUCAACGCUUCUUACGAAGAACUUGGAAUCCCCGACGACGAGUAUUUCCGCCGAUUGACGCCACAGCCAGACGAGAAACGACGAUCAGCACAAUCUGGUGAGCUCUUCACUCGCAAGCCUAGCAGCACAGCUAUGGCUCCAACAGCUGGAUCCGAUACAGACGACGACGCACAAAGUAACGCAGCCGAAAAGCUAGUCGACCAGGAAACCGUCCACAGCGGGGUUGCUCGUCAGCCAACUGUUGUGCACAGGAAUCCUCGAGUCAAGUCUACCGAAGCGCUGGUGACUUACUUCCAAGCUGACGAAGCCUCUGCGGCUGGAUCAUCACCCUCGAAUGUCGGCGAAUCUCCUGAUCAGGAUCGGGAGUCGCCCACAGAGGAGCAGCCGGUUUUGGUGCAACGCGCAAGGAGUGUCGAUCUUGGCAACCAUGUGCGACACCUCAGUGCGGGAUCUGCAAAGCUAUUAGACAUACCUGCACGAGGGUCUUCUGUCGACCAAAGGCGUGCGAGCUCUACUUCUCAUAAAUCGAGAGCGUCGAUCGUUGAGUGA